This is a messenger RNA of Fusarium musae, 852 nucleotides long. RefSeq lists its product as uncharacterized. The coding region runs from base 1 to 852 and encodes 283 amino acids. Gene Ontology annotation, cellular component: kinetochore. Gene Ontology annotation, biological process: attachment of mitotic spindle microtubules to kinetochore; kinetochore assembly; protein localization to kinetochore. The transcript has a single exon. Lineage: Eukaryota; Fungi; Ascomycota; Sordariomycetes; Hypocreales; Nectriaceae. The record is from RefSeq and is a predicted model, not a curated record.
AUGAUUCAAUCAAAUCCGGAAAAGGUUCUCGAAGCCUUGAACAGACUUCAGUCGUCACAAGAAAUCUCAAUCAUCAAACUCAGUGAACCCAUAUCAAGCUCACGGCCUCAAGAUGCCCGGCAACGAACAUCAGAUGCAUCAAAUUCAGCCUUUGACGCGCCAACUCCCGCAGGUCUGACAGCCGAUCUAGCACACUACAAAGAACUCUUUGCCAAACUGCGCUUCUCCUAUGUACAACAAGUCACAAAGGAAAAGUUCAUUCGAGCCAUUGUCGGCGACCCACCAAUGAUUGUCACAAUGGAAGAGAAUAUGGAGCUUGAAAAGGAAAACGCAGUUGCAAAGAAGCAACUCAAAGAACUAAAGACAGAAGUGGCGGAUAUGGUGGCAGAUCUUGAGAGGAGAGGUAUCGAGCUCAGCCAGAAGUACGAGAGCGUGCAACUUGAAACGGCAAAGCUGCGUGAGAUGCCUGCAAAGAUCGAGGAUUUGGAAAUGCGAAUCGAACAAUUACGCACAGAACUAGAAACACCAGAUGGAUCCGCUCCCAGCAUGAAUCUGCCUCUGGCCAAAACUCAGGAUCUCGUCAACCAACGCAAGCUGGAACAGCAGGAGCUUGCGCGAGAGCUGGAGUCCUUACAAGCCAAGGUCCCUCGAAAAAGAAAGGAGGCUGAAAGACUUCGCAUUGAGCUGCAGCCUCUUGAGAACAAGCGCCAAAAUAGCGCGACUGCUGCGCGUGAGGCGAGGAGGAGAAAGGAGGCCGCUUUGGGCGGUGCAGCCGACGACCUGGAGGAGAGAGCUCGCUGGUGGAGAGCGAGUGAGGGUGUGUUGACACAGGUUUUGGAUAUCAAGAAUUGA